Messenger RNA from Anas platyrhynchos (mallard), 2691 nucleotides. It is a transcript of the gene NMNAT3, whose product is annotated as nicotinamide nucleotide adenylyltransferase 3. NCBI's taxonomy places the organism in Eukaryota, Metazoa, Chordata, Aves, Anseriformes, Anatidae. Gene Ontology annotation, molecular function: nicotinamide-nucleotide adenylyltransferase activity; nicotinate-nucleotide adenylyltransferase activity. The record is from RefSeq and is a predicted model, not a curated record. Gene Ontology annotation, biological process: NAD+ biosynthetic process. Gene Ontology annotation, cellular component: mitochondrion.
UUUUAACACUUGCUAGAAUGUCAGCGUUAGGACAAGAGGCCGGCCGUGGUGCCAUAUAUGUGUGUGUGUGUAUAUUUAGGCUUUGGCUUUGCUGUGAAACUGCUCAUCUGUCUCCUUCACGUCAGUUUCAGAGGUCGUUUUCCCCUCUCGUGCAGCAGCUGGUGUUUGGUUUUAUAAUGAUCCCUGGUGCAGGGUUAUUCCGGGGUUUCUGCGGGCGCUGGGCUGUGUCCCAGCUGUGUUUGUUCCUGUAGGCGCAGUAGCAGUGCAGGCCGUGCUUUGCUCAUUCCUCAGGCGUUAGUUUGCUAUUUAAGCCUAGUUACAGCGCUCCGUUCUGGCAGUGGGAUUAGCUGUAUGCCUUUAACUACAGAAAUGCAGGCUGUAGAAUUGAGCUUAGGUUCAGUAAACUCGUUAGCGCUCAGCUCGUCUGCGAGUGUUUGUGUAAGGCUCAGGGGUGUGCAAGGGGUGCUGGGGACACAAGAGCUGUACUGUCUGGUUAUCAUUGGGAAUUACAGGUUGAAGUCCUUCCCUAGAGGUAUAAGUGAGUCAGAACUGCAAUCAAACCAUCCAAGGCAUCUUUUUCAGGCUGGAAUUGUAGUUUUGAUGUCAAUGAAGAGCAGGAUACCUCUCAUUCUUCUAGCUUGUGGCUCCUUUAACCCCAUCACAAAUAUGCAUAUGCGUUUAUUUGAGCUGGCUAGAGAUCACCUGCACCAAACAGGAAGAUACCAAGUGAUAGAAGGCAUAAUGUCUCCUGUCAAUGAUGACUACAGAAAGAAAGGCUUGGUUCCAGCAAGGUACCGGGUAGCAAUGGCAAAACUAGCACUGGAGACAUCUGACUGGAUUCGAGUUGAUCCGUGGGAGAGCGAGCAGGAGACGUGGACAGAGACAGUAACAGUGUUAAGGCACCAUUACAAUGAAUCGCUCAGACUGCUGCAGUACAAGAAGGAAUUCAUAAAGAACAAACAGCCCUUAGAAGGAUCUACAGAGAAUUCCCUUUCUUCCCACUACACAGUUCUACCAGAAUUAAAGCUGCUUUGUGGGGCUGAUUUUCUACAGACAUUUCAGACACCCAAUCUUUGGAAGAAAGAGCAUGUCAAAGAAAUUGUGGAGAAGUUUGGGUUGGUCUGUAUAAGCCGUGCUGGCUCUGAUCCUGCUCAGUAUAUCAGUGAAUCAGAACUUUUAACUAAAUUUCAUCACAAUAUCUUUCUGGUGAAAGAAUGGAUUCAGAAUGAAAUAAGUGCAACACAGAUACGUUAUGCCUUGUGCAGAGGAUUAAGUGUAAAAUAUCUUGUCCCAGAUUCUGUCAUAUCCUACAUUGCACACCAUAAUAUCUACACAGAAGAAAGUGAGCGGAAGAAUGAAGGUGACUUGCUUCAGCCUCUUCGGUUGCAUAACACAACAGUAAGCCCACUAAAUGACUGAUGCCGGUAGUGUGUGGAGAGGACAGACAUUGCAUUUUUUUUUUUUUUUCCAUGUGAAAUUUUGGAAAGAUGUUUCCCCUAAUAAGGGGAAAAUACAUCAGCCCAAAGUUUCUUGAAUUCAUGUGGUGUUUUAAAUUGAUGUUUUCAUUUGUGGCAGUGCUUUAUCCAAUCAGCACACUCAGUUGAAUAUAUUAAAAAUAGAAGGAAAAAAAUCUUAGCAAUAAAUAAUAAUCUCCAGUAAUACUUAAAGGUCAAAUAUGGUACUUUUCUGAACUGUAAUUCUUUAAUCCUACAGGCAGUUUAGAAUGAAGAUGCCUUACUGUUCUGAAGCAGCAAAAUUAAAUGAGCCAUAACUUUUUCUUACUUAUAUAUAUAUAUCUUUUUACAUAUAAAAAUGUGUAUAUAUAUUAAAAUGUUUGUGUAUAUCUAUAAAAAAACACUCCUAAGCUUUUGACUUUCUGGACCCCUGAAUAAUUUUUGCUUCUGAUGGGUACAAGUGGUGUUUUGGCAGUUAGGACAAGAGAUAGAAUAGAGCCUUUUUUCAUGCAAGUGCUUAAAAAUGCAUGCACAAUUCAUGUCAGUUGUAUAUCUCCUGAUUUACAAAUGAAAGACAGUCCUUAUCAUUAAAUGUAAAGUGUUUCUUUGCCUCUGUGAUCCAGAAUAAGUAAUUCGAAGAGUAAGUAAUUGCCAAAGCUGUGGAAUAGAUAACAUAUCCAAAAGAACUGGGUCAUUAGCAGCUUUUUUGCUGUUGAAAAAGUGAGUUAAUGUUGUCAGUCAUAUCAUAAAGUGAAUCAAAAUGUAGUUGAUAUUCUCCAUGGAUUAAUUUAUUUUCUUAAUUUAUCUUGUAUUUUCUUGUUCCUUUGUCAUGGUAGCAAUGUAAAAGGAAAAAAAUGUAUUUUUGUUUUUCAGAGAACCCUAAAAAAAAAAACUUUUUUCAUGAGUAAUACUAAAACAUGUCCAAUCUUUACUAGGCCAGAGAGUCAAGCUCAAAUUUUUGUUGUAUAAAAAAUGUAAGUUAUGUUGUCUUUUUUUUACAGGUGUAUUUACUUUUAAGUAAUAGGAAAAGGUGGUAUCAAAUAAACAAGUAAGGAAAAAAAAACAAACACUCUUCAUUGCAGUUUAAAUAUAACACACUAAAGUUUCAAUAAGUUGUUCUUUUCAGAACUGUUACUUAGACUAGGUGUAUCUGUUUGUAAAGAAAACCAUUAAUUCAGCAUAGUCCUCUGUAUUGAUGAACAAAUAAAAUGGAAAAGAUACUGUUUUUGUGCCAAAA